Thamnophis elegans (Western terrestrial garter snake) is the source of this 1668-nucleotide messenger RNA. Its product is annotated as protein NKG7-like. The transcript has 5 exons. Gene Ontology annotation, cellular component: plasma membrane. The record is from RefSeq and is a predicted model, not a curated record. Lineage: Eukaryota; Metazoa; Chordata; Lepidosauria; Squamata; Natricidae. Bases 204 to 734 code for a protein of 176 amino acids.
GACGGCUUUGCUGGCUCUUCACACCUACAAUAUUUGGAAGUCCUCUUUCUAAACCUCCUUCCUUUGGCCUUUAUUCUCCACCGGGUCCUUCAGAUCAUCUUUGUCAAAGGAGAGAACCAUUCUACAAGAAGAUUCAGGAUUUCUAAAAGUUAGAUACCCAUCAAAGUGAAACACUGUUGAAACACCUUUGUCUUUGCAUCAGGAUGUUGUAUUGCCGUAUCUUAAGCGUGUUGAUGGCAUCCAUGAGCAUCAGCUUACUUUUGAUGGGGCUCAGCACCGAUUACUGGAAAGUAUCUUUUGGUCCUGGUGGGACAUCCCACAGUGGGCUAUGGCAGUACUGCAUUAACCCUGGAUUAAUCCAAAGCCAAUGCUUUGCUGUACAGGAUGCCUUUGGCUACAUCAUAGCUACCCGUGUGUUUCUCAUUAUGGCUUCUUUGGUGGCGCUGGCAUUGCACGUCUUCCUGGUUGCCACCUUCAUGCCUUCCAUGUGUGGCAUCCUAGGCAAACCCUUGAUUGCUUCCGUGGCUGCCUACGUGGCUGGACUCUUCACUCUAAUAGCCCUAGCUGUGUAUACAGCUGAAACGUGGAAGGAGAAGACAUCACCUCAACUUCAAGUCUCCUUUGCAUGGUCUUUCUACUCUGGAUGGAUCACUUUCCCACUGUUUCUAUUGGCUGGCAUUUUCAACCACGUUGCCUCCUCGAACGCUCCAUCUGCUGCCUAUGAAAGAAUAUGAACGCCUUGGUCAACAAGAGACAAAGCACAAUUAUACAGAAGCUUUCUCUCAACAAAAAGGUUGCCUCAUUCCUGCUUCUCCUGUAACAAUGCAUCUCAGCAUCUCCAGGGCAUUGCUCAGCUAUACUUAUAUUUUUUUGGCUCAUUUUUCAAAACUAUUGUCUUGUGUUUUACAGAGAUUUCAGUGACUAGGAGUAAUUUUGAUAAUUAGCUUGCUUGCCAAGUAAGGCUUUGAGUAUCACUUACAGCAGUGUUUCCCGACCUUAGUCACAUUGAAAUAUGUGGACUUCAACAUGCUGGCUGGGGAAUGUUGGGAUUUGAACCCUAAUCACCUAUGACCUGACCUAUGGCCCGUCAAGCAUGUUUGGGGAAAGGUCCUGGCGCAUGGGCAACCUUUUAAAACCAGGCCCUAUAUUUACAGCUCCCAAAGCUUACUCUGUCCCUAAAACUAUGAUACCAAAAUAUGUUCGCAAAAUUGUGAUUUUAGGUGACAAAAUUACCAGUGGCUUUUAAGAGAUCUGCUAGGCCUGAAAGGAUUUAAUUUCUCCUGAUCUUCAGCUCGGAAGGGUGGCGAAACUCUACCUAUCUUCUAGGGAUUUCUGGGAAUUGAACUCUUAAAGUUGUUAAGAUUGAAAACACUGCUCAUGGUACCAUGUGAAUCAUCUUUAGUGUUUCACAAUCAGGAUUGCUUCAAUAGUUCUUUUCUUCUGGAAUUACAAUCCUCUGUUCACUCACUUUUCAAGAAGUGUCCAAUCAUUUCAUUUUCAAAUUAUUCCAUUCCAAUGUAUUCUGAUUUAUGGUUUUUUUUAAUAUGAAUGCUUACAAUAGCCAUGUUCAGGUUGCAUAAGAUUGACUUUGGAUCAGCAUGUGGUUAUGGAUUAAAUCUUUGGCAUAGUUAAGGAUGAAGGAUGUUUAAAUAACUGUAGUUAACUAAA